Monoraphidium neglectum is the source of this 636-nucleotide messenger RNA. RefSeq lists its product as hypothetical. NCBI's taxonomy places the organism in Eukaryota, Viridiplantae, Chlorophyta, Chlorophyceae, Sphaeropleales, Selenastraceae. The transcript is spliced from 4 exons. The record is from RefSeq and is a predicted model, not a curated record. Bases 1 to 636 code for a protein of 211 amino acids.
AUGCGGCGCUUCGCUGGGGCCUUAGCAGCUAGCCUGCUUGUCUUCCAGUCUGGCAAUGUGUCAUCGUACGCAGCAGCGGUGGGGCCAAGCAGCACGGCAGCAGCAGUGGUGGAGACGGCCGUGCCAGCCGCGGCGGCGGGUGCGGUAGAGUCAUUGCCCUCGUGCCCCAUCGGCGAUAUGGCGGGCCUGUUUGGCGGCAACGAAGAUGAGGGGCCCGAGCCCUUCACUCUGUAUGGCACCAAUCAGAAGAUGUACAGCAUAGAGCAGCUUGACGGCGAGAAGGUCUUGUCGCGGUCGCGGGGCUUCACGGUGGACACGUGCGUCAGCGCGGUGGACGAGGCCAUGGAGAGCCCUGAGUUUCAGGGGCUGUCGACCGGCGACAAGCUGCGCCUGGGCAGCAAUCUGCUGUGCAAGCGGUCCACGGGGCCGGACCUGAAGCCGGCAUGCUCGUCGUCUUGCAAGGCGGCGUGCUCGGCGGCGCUGGACGCAGAGGCGGCGAAACAGCUGGCAAACUCCGGGCUGCAGCUGUCGCCGGCGGACCGGCAGCGGCUGCUGCGCUCCUGCACGCGGCAGUGCAACUACGGCUGCAUCGGGUCGGGCAAGACGCACGACUUUGUGACGCCGUCGCGGCGGUAG